Molecule: messenger RNA, 954 nt
Organism: Vicia villosa (hairy vetch)
Lineage: Eukaryota; Viridiplantae; Streptophyta; Magnoliopsida; Fabales; Fabaceae
Exons: 2
Coding region: 1-954 (317 amino acids)
Source: RefSeq, a predicted model, not a curated record
AUGGCUAAUCAAAGAAGUAAUGAAGCGGCCAUAAAGAAUUUAGAAAAUCAAGUGGGUCAACUUGCAAAGCAAUUGUCCGAGCAACAACCGGGAUCAUCCUUUUCCGCCAACACCCAAACCAAUCCAAAAGAGCAUUGCAAAGCCAUUGCUACAAUAAGUGGGAAGAAGGUGAAUAGUGGCGUGAAUGAAGAGGUUAUAGUGGAAGAUGAGGAGGAAGUAAUAGUUGAAGAUGAAGAGGAGGAAUUGAUAGUUGAAAAUGAGGGAGAAAAGACAUUAGAACAAAUGCCAGAAUAUGCAAAAUUCAUGAAGGAUAUUCUCACCAAGAAAAAGAGGUAUUCAGAAGAGGAGACCAUUCUACUUGAUGCUCGUUGUAGUGCCAUAAUUCAAAAGACACUACCAAAGAAAGAAGCCGAUCCGGGACGUGUCACUUUGCCGGUUACAAUUGGAUGUCAUUGCAUAGGUAAUGGUUUGAUUGAUUUGGGCUCAAGCAUUAAUUUAAUUCCAUUGUCUAUCAUCAAGAGAUUAGGAAACAUCGAGAUGAAGCCAACCCGAAUGACUUUGCAACUAGCCGAUAAGUCUCUCACUUCUCCUUACGGAGUUGCGCAAGACAUGCUAGUCAAAGUGGACAAAUUUUUGUUCCCAGUAGAUUUUGUGGUAGUUGAUAUGGAAGAAGACCGUGAUGUACCAUUAAUACUUGGAAGACCUUUCAUGAAAACAGCCCGGAUGAUGAUUGAUAUAGAUGAUGGUCUUAUGAAGGUGAGAGUGCAAGAUGAAGAAGUUACUUUCAAUCUCUUUGAAGCCAUGAAGCAUCCCAAGGAUAAACGUGAUACAUUCCGAGUUGAUGCUACCGACGAGGAAAUUAAGGAGGUUGCUAAUCAAGUUCACAUCUCUAAUCCUUUGGAAAGAUCUCUUAUAGGAGCAUACAAUGUCUUAUCCGAGAUUGAAGAAAAAUAA